CAGAAUUCAGUGCCAAAGUAGAGUAUGUAGUACCUGAAAACCUUAAGAUUUAAAAAGAGCAAAAGAAAGCAGAGUAAAACUAAUUGAAUUGAACAACAGCAGCAAAAUGAAAAGAGAACGAGGUGUAGCCUAAAGUAAUAGAAAUCACAAAAAUUAAACGAAAUUCAAUAAAAAAUUUAACGAAAACCAAAACUCAAUUGUGUUCCAUUAGCAAAUAAGCCAAACAACUAAACAAAGAACAAAAAAACACAACAACAUGGCGGGUCCACAAGUACAACGUCCACAAAGCGCCUACUAUACCGGACUAAAUGGUUCAUCGAACGGCCACCAAAAUGGCAAUCGAGGACCAGGUGUGGAUGGUGCAGCUCUCACAACCAGCACUUCACAUCACACUGGCCUUCAUGUCAUACGCACCAUAUCACACGAAAGUGAACUCAUCUAUCGUGGUUCGAAUGGUAACACUCAUAAUCUCAAUAAUAACACCUCCGCCACAUCCACAACAUCGGUACAGGACGCCUGUGCGGCUAGUACCAGUCGUUCGAUCAUACAACAGCAACCCAUGCUGCUGCACAAUAUUACCACAAGUGGGGGGCCCGGUGGUGCUGGUGGUGGUAUGGGCGUUGGUGGUAGUUCAAUUAAUUUAGCCACUAUUGCUGGCACAGGUCAAAAUCCUAAUGAUGCAUUAAUUGUUCCUGCAGCCACUCUGGCGGUGGCCUCACAACAUCAUACAGAACCUGCAAAUAUUUCAUCGCAUUCCCUUAAAGCUUCCAGUAAAAGCAAACAACGUAGUAUAGAAAUCAUCGUUGAUGCUACAAAAUGUGAUACAAAAGACGAUGAGGACGACAUCGAACAGGGUAAAACGAGACGUUCGUCCAGACAUCGUCAUCGACCGUUGCAUAAGAGAUUUUUAACAUAUUUAAGGAGUUUAUUCCAAGGCAGCACAACACAAACUGAUUCCGAACUAGAAGAAUUUGAAACACCGGCACGCUAUCGACCCGAUUCCCUUAGUGCUUUAAGUCGUUCCACCCGCUUUACAGAAGAUGAAAUCAAACGAAUUUAUCGUGGUUUUAAGGCUGAAUGUCCAACGGGCGUUGUCAAGGAGGAGACAUUUAAACUGAUCUAUUCACAGUUUUUUCCACAGGGAGCCAAUCCAACAUUAUAUGCCCACUAUGUUUUCAAUACACUAGACCAGGAUCACACGGGUAUCGUUAGUUUUGAGGAUUUCGUUCAAGGACUUUCGAUAUUGUCUCGUGGUUCGGUGGAAGAGAAAUUACGUUGGACUUUUCAAUUAUAUGACAUUAAUGGUGAUGGUUAUAUAACGAGGGAAGAAAUGACUGAUAUUGUGACUGCCAUUUAUGAACUGAUGGGCCGUCUGCCCGAUGAAUUACCUGAAGAGGAAAAAAUCAAAGGAAAAGUGGAACAAAUAUUUCAGAAAAUGGAUAUAAAUCGUGAUGGUGUAGUGACGCUGGAAGAAUUCCUAGAGGCUUGUCACAAUGAUGAUGCCAUUUCGAGAUCAAUGUCAGUAUUUGAUUCUGCAUUCUGACCAUAUCCACUGGAAUGUGAAAUAAAGAAAUCAACAAUAUCAUCAUCAGCAGCAGCAGCAACAGCGACAACUAAGAAGGCCAAACGUUUAGAGAGUGGACAGCGGACAAAAGGACAUGCCGGACGAACGGAAGAAGCCAAACACAGCAAACAAAUGAAGGCAAUACGUGAACAACGAAAGCAUGACAAGCAAAUAAAAUUACGUGAAAAAUAUGAAGGUGAUGCCACUGAUGUGGAGGAGAUUCUAUCGGUAACAACUGUAAAUAAUGAAGACCGCAAUGUGGACGACGAAGAUAGCGAAAGUGAGGUGAGCGAGUCAGACUCAUAUUGUCGCCACUGCUUGAGGCCACAAUCCGAGUUGCAAUAUAAAUAUAUGAGGCCGCGACAGCGUAGUAAAUUACGACAGCAACAGCAUGCCAAACGUGAGAGAAGUAAACAGCGUUUUAGUUCAUUUUGUGCGGGCAGUGGCAGUGGAAAUGCCAAUACGAGUGCUGCUGGUAAUCAAGCACAAAAAACCCGCUCCAAAAAAUCCCGUUCUAAGAGUCGUGCUAAACGUGCCCGUAAUAAUAAACACACUGCUAGUAGUAGCAACAAUAAUAAUAAUAGCAACAGCAACAAAACUAACAAUAACAAUAAAACUAAGGAGCAACAUCUAAAACUGCCAUUAAUACGGGACUUGAAUGCGGCCAACGAACAGGCCAUACGUUUUCGUUGUCCUCAAGUGGGACCACAAGUGGGACGUGAUCGACAAAUGCCACCCAUGUUGCAUUUUCAUCAUCCACAACAUGUACAAAAGCAACUAACAGCAUAUCAAGUGCAAUACACACACGUUUAUGGGCAACAGCAGCAACGUUUUGGAGGCCAACAAGCCAUAAGUCCCAUGCAAACAACAACUUUAACCAUGGAAAGUGAAUUGAAGCAGCAGCAACAUCAACACCACCACCAUCAACAUCACCAUCAUCUACAUCAUCAUCAGCAUAAUGAACAUUUAUCAAAUAAUCAAAAAUCAAAUAAAAAUCAGCAACAGCCGCAUGCAACGCCAACAAAAGAUUUAACUGCCACCAACACGACAGCAGCAAUACCAACAACAACAGCUGCAAACAUUUUACAAAACUGUUGCUACUCCUCAAUCCAUCAGCAAAAUCAACAAACUACUCAUCAUCAUGAAAGUCCCCAAUGUAGCAGUGAUUACAGGCAACAAGCAAAUUGUUGUACCACUGGCACUGGCGCUACUACUACUGCAUGUUGUUGUUGUUGCUGUUCUGGGAACACUUCUAUGGCAACAGCAACAACAACGCAAUAUCACCAUCAUUAUCACCAUUACCCCCACCAUCAACAUCUACAUCAUAAUUUGCCACAACUGCCACUAACACAUCUAGAGACCGCAUCUACUACAGCUGUUGCUUCUUUAGAUGCCACCACAUUAGUGGUAACAGCAUCAGCAACAACAACAACUAGCACCAACACCAACAUCCCCUCUCAAGCCCUAGCACAACCACCUCCUGCACCACCUCCACCGCCACCACCGUUGCCAUUAUCAGAUGAACAGGGAAAUUUAAAUUUCAAUAAUCCUACAACAUCUGCUGAAGUGGACCCCACUAAUCUGGCUGCAGCCACUACACCCGAUUCUCCUUCAUUGGUUAAAGUGAGCACUUGGUAUACUGUUGCUAAGCAGGGCGUUUCUUGCUAAUAUUUUUUGCUCUCCACAAAAUUGGUUGCAAUUUUCUACAUUUAACUAAUACAACAGCAACAACAACAAUAACUACUACUACUAGUACAUACAUUCUACUGCAACAAACUCCAAACUACCUAUUUCGCUUACAACAUAAACACUAGGGUGGUCCUUCUAAAGGUCUUAAAUAGUUCUCCAUUAUAUACAACUCAACUGCUAAAAAUUUGAGCAAAAUCGGAUAACGCUUGCAAGUUGCACAUUUUAUUUCAAAAUUCUUGUUUCAAGUCAAAGUGAAAUUGUCAAACAAAUUUCAAAACUUGAGUAUUGAAAAAAAAUAAUUUUAAAAUUCCUUGCAUAUCUGAAACCCAUAUUAUCAAAAUGUUUUUAAACUAAAUUUCAAAAAAUUAAACAACUUGUUUUCGAUACCAAUAAACACUAAAUUAGGAUUAAAAAUGCAAAUUUAAACAUUUGUACUUAAUAUGGGUUAGAGUGAAACCCGAUUUAAAAUUGACAGAUUUCGAACGAAUUUAGUUUUUGGUCACAAAUUUCUUUAAAUUAUUUUAUAAAAAAAAAACAUUUCCUAGAUUAUUUUCUACAUUACUUAUCCCUUUUUCUAAUAUUUACUUGUAGAUUUCAAUUUUGUAUUUUUAAAUUUCUAGGAUCCUUUUUAUAUCUGGGGUAAAAAAUGUCCAAGAUAUUAAAAUUUAGACCUUUGCACUAAAAUAUAUUAAAACAAUCAAAAAAGUAUGGUCGAUCAGGCCCGACCCUAGACUAAGUAAAUGACUAUAAAACAUUUUUCUUUUAUAAUUUCAAUAAUGAGUGAUUUUCGGAGUGGUCCUUAUAUGGGAGCUAUGACAAAUUAUGCACCGAUCACCAUGAAAUUAGGUCGUAUUAUUUACGUCUAUAUAAAAGUUAUUUAAGUUGAGUUUUAUUUGUAUACCAACAUUUUUAAGAGAUUUAUGCACGUUAAAGUGAUUUUCGGAAGCGGGUCUUAUAUGGGAGCUAUGACUAAUUAUGGGCCGAUCAUAAUACAAUUAGGUGACAUGAAUUCCGUACAUAUAUCACUUAUGUCAUAAUGUCCAAAAUGGCAGACGGACAUCGUUUAAUCGACUCAGAAAGUAAUUCUUAGUCGAUCCGUAUACUUUUUUGGGCGUUACAAACUUCUGCACAAACCCAAUACACCCUCCCCACUAUGGGAUCAUAUUUAUUUCUUAAUAUAUAUGAAGUCCAAAAAAAAUGUAUUAUAACUAGAGGUUUAAUUUUACCCUCCCGCUCAAAUGCUCUGCUUUAAACUGGCGUAGAAUUAUUCGGAUAACAUUUUUGUGUCCAUUGAAAAUUAUUCGAGUAAAAUUUUUUAUUAUUAAAAUUAUUCGAAUAAAAU
Calliphora vicina (urban bluebottle blowfly) is the source of this 4595-nucleotide messenger RNA. RefSeq lists its product as uncharacterized. The transcript has 5 exons. NCBI's taxonomy places the organism in Eukaryota, Metazoa, Arthropoda, Insecta, Diptera, Calliphoridae. The record is from RefSeq and is a predicted model, not a curated record. Gene Ontology annotation, molecular function: calcium ion binding.